AUGAUCCAAGGAAUCUUCUACGCGCGGUUCUUCCCGCAGGAAGGGCCCAAGAUCGUCGCUCAGUCUCCUCCCUGCUGCAUCACUUCCUCCGAAUGCGCACUGCGCCAGCCGCUCGUCGACUUUGACGUUCUGCAAGAGUACAUAAUCCCUCGUCAGGCCUUCUGCAACCGCUACGUGACCAUCAACACCUCGGACGGCAAGUACGCCAUCCUCGGCCAUCCCGUCGUCAUCGCCGACGCCAAGUAUCAGCGGAAUGAGUUCAUCUUCAACUUUGGCCUCGUCGUCGACGUCGACGUCGACCAGACGCCCUACGAGCGCGUCGUGAGGUGUCUUGCCACGGCCUUUGCCGAGAUGGAAAAGCAGAACGAGUAUCUCAGCACGAGCGAGGGCAAGGACGGCUCCGGCGAGGCCAGGCGCCCCAUCGAAGGUCUGCUCGAGAUCAUCAAGGAGGAUCUCAACAACUACGGCGAAUGCAUGAUACCAGUCGACGACGCAAAUACCGUCAACAUGAAGCUCUUCCCCCACCACCCCAUCCCUCCCGUCGUCCAGGGCUGGCACGUUCCCGUGGCCAAGACCAAGUUUUCCGAAAUCGUCGAUCCCACCUGGGAUCUCACGCUGCAAAAGGUCAUUGCCAGGAUCGACGGCGUCUCCGACGUCCGCCGAAUCGCCCACGAGGCCAACGUCUCCCUCGACCUUGCCAAGACGGCCUUUCGCCACCUCCUCUACUACGACACCAUCCUGCUCCUCGACAUGUUCUUCUUCGCAUCGUGCUACGCACCGCGCCCUGGCAUCCACGAUUUUGUCCGCAAUGUUGACGGCAUGGUGGACGAGUGCGCCGGCUACGUCUCCCAUGGCAGGCUCAGGGUGGCAAACUAUCACCUCAUCAAGCUCAUGACCACCUUUGCGCCCGGCAGGAGCAUCAAGGAAUGGAUCAAGAUGAACCAUGAAAACGGCUUUGAUGUUCUCGGCUACGUCGACGUCCGCCGCUUCGUCCAAUUUGGCGUCAUCAAAGGCUGUCUCUACCGCGUACACAAGUACGUCGUUUCGAAGCAAUACCUCGCCUCGCUCGCCACCGGUCUGAGCCGGCCGGUGCCCGGAGGAGACUCGCUGCAAAAGUAUACGGACGGUAACCACCAUUUCGAUCAGAUCAUCACCGAAAAAAACUUGACGGAAAGCGAAAUAUUACACCGCCUGAAGGCUCUACCAGUGCCCAAGGGAGACUUGGCAGUCUUUUAUCGCUGA
This is a messenger RNA of Drechmeria coniospora, 1242 nucleotides long. Its product is annotated as putative nitrogen permease regulator. Gene Ontology annotation, cellular component: vacuolar membrane; GATOR1 complex. The coding region runs from base 1 to 1242 and encodes 413 amino acids. Gene Ontology annotation, biological process: positive regulation of autophagy; negative regulation of TORC1 signaling. Gene Ontology annotation, molecular function: GTPase activator activity. The record is from RefSeq and is a predicted model, not a curated record. The transcript is spliced from 3 exons. Lineage: Eukaryota; Fungi; Ascomycota; Sordariomycetes; Hypocreales; Ophiocordycipitaceae.